AUGUUUAAUGCAAGUUGGAUUGCUCCUAAUUUAUUAACUAUGCAACUUUCAACUAAUAAUUAUUCUAAUAACUUACUAGAAAACUAUCCAAAGUUACCUUUAAUACCUCAAAAAAAUUAAUUUUUAACUUCAGAAAAACCUUAAUUUAGAAUAUCCUAAUAACUGCAUCAUUAAAAUAAAUAACUUACUUUUAAAGAAAUCUUUGAGAUCAAUAAGAAAAAUUAGGAAUUACUUAAUGAAUUAAUGAAUGCUUUAAAUCAUGAUUUGUAAUAUAAAUAACAAUAAAUUUAUACAAACAUUUAAAACUAAUAAGAUUAUGAACUAAAAGUUAAACCUGAUAGAAUACGAUAUCCAUCAGUUGAUAAUAAAAUCAAAAGUAAUAGAUCUCUAGAAAAUGUAGAUAAAUCUCUUUAAGUUAGUAUAAAAAAAUCUAAAAAAAAAUAUGAUUAAUUUUAAAACAAUUCCAGAACAGAAAAAUAACAUAAAAAAAGAAAUAUAAAUAGUGAUUCUAGUUUUGAGAUUGAUAAUAAACAAAAUUAUAAAUAUAAGGUUCUAAAUACUAAACAACUCAAUAAAAAAAAAGAAACACAAAAAUAUAGUUCUGAAGACUCUGAUUAGAGUUUAAUUGAUGAAUCACAUUAGAAUAAAAAAUUAAAAUUUAAAACUGUUGGUUAAGUAGUAUUUGCUGCUAUGUGUUUGUCAAGAAAAUAUAGAAUGUUAUAAUCAAAAAAAUAAGUAUUAAGAAAUUAAAUUAAUCAAAAUUAUUAAGAAUAUUAAAAAGUUAUUGAUUAAUUUUCUAAGAGAUAAGCAAUUAUUCAUGAAAAAUAAUAUUAUGCAUAUGUUGUAGAAAAAGUCAUAUAUCAUCUUAAAGAAUAAUCAUUCAUAGAAGAAACACAAAGAAUUCAAAAUUAAUCAAAAGAAUAUUAAAGUGAUUUAAGAAAAGUGCAUGUUUUUAAAUUUACUACUUUACUCUUUAAAAAUGUAGAAUUAUAUACUAGACAGAAUACUAUUACAGAUGUCAUAAGUAGUUUCAUAAAUACCAGUUUAUAUUAACAAACAGGUGUUCCAAUCUCUAAAUUUGUUGGAUAAAGAUGUCAUUUUUAUAAUGAAGAUCGUCUUAAAAUACCUAUAGAACAAUUAGUUUUGAUAGCAUUGGAAUAUUAUUUUUUUUGUAAUUUGAUUCCGUAUUUAUUUGAGAUUAUGACUGAUAUUUAAAAUAGCAAGAUAAUUGGAAAACUAAAAGUUAAAACUAAUCCAUUUCAUUUAAAUGAAUGUCAUUUUUAUAUUUGUGUUCUUGCUACCUUAAUUUAAUAAAAGAUUGUAUAAGUAUUUUCUUAAAUGAGAAGAAUCAAAAAUCCUAAUGGAAAUAUUGUUUAAAAAGUACUUAAAACAACAGAAUAACAAAAUUUAGUUAUUAAAGCACAAAUAGCUAUUAAUAAUCAAUUGGAUGAUAAUGAUGAAGAAAAUGAAAUAGUGAAAGGAUUAAUAUCAUCUGAUUUAAUAUUAGCACUUGAAGAAGAAAAACCAUAAUGGAAAAAAUUUAUAGAUAAAACUUUUUCAUAAAUAAUUACAAACUUUAGAAACAUAUUACCAAAAUGA
This is a messenger RNA of Paramecium primaurelia, 1599 nucleotides long. The record is from the annotation of a GenBank genome assembly. Lineage: Eukaryota; Ciliophora; Oligohymenophorea; Peniculida; Parameciidae.